Messenger RNA from Verruconis gallopava, 3401 nucleotides. RefSeq lists its product as uncharacterized. Bases 573 to 3293 code for a protein of 906 amino acids. The record is from RefSeq and is a predicted model, not a curated record. Gene Ontology annotation, molecular function: phosphatidate phosphatase activity. The transcript has a single exon. Gene Ontology annotation, cellular component: actin cortical patch. NCBI's taxonomy places the organism in Eukaryota, Fungi, Ascomycota, Dothideomycetes, Venturiales, Sympoventuriaceae.
CAAAACGAAGCAAGACCCUAGCUGCCUCGUGAAGUUUUUGUUAGUAACGCCAUUUUUUUUUAGACUCUAUCGUUUCCAUAAGUUCGUAUGCAGGAGCGUGUAGGCAGAGGCCGCAGGCAAGGCUGAGGAGGUCCAGACACGACUCGCACUCACACGAUGACGUUUUUCGGACACGUCCCUAGCUUAGCUAUGCCCUUGUGCCGGUCAAACGACUCGAAUAAACACUUCAAACUGGAUUCAUCUUCGAACUUCAAUACUCCUUAGAGAUUCCGAAACUGGCUCCACUGCCUCGCAAGCCGCCGCCGCGUUCAGGCGUCUCAGCGAUUCUCGGUCGUUAUCUCUUCCCACGCACUAGACAGCGGGCCAGUACACGGCUCACUCACUUACGCCUCGAAUACCUGCCGUUCCUCAAGAACAAAGUGCAGGAGCGGAUAUACAGAUUUAUCGUCCAGCGGCAGCACAAGAGGCAGCUUCGCAGCUUUCCCACCACACCGGAGUUGUCGAAGAAGACAAGCGAAUUCCUCAGACGAUCCAGACUUUUUCGCGAUGCGGCAUCUCGCAAAUGGCCAGAAAUGACAAACUUUUCAGCCAGCGGUGGCGCAUGGAACAGUAUGACAAGUGAAGGACCCCCCCCAGGAAGUAAGAGAGCCAGGUUGAGGGGCUAUCUAAACGAAAUCAAGCAGACAGUUCAGCAGCAGUACGCAGGUGCUGCUUGGGGUCAGCGUGGUGGCGGGCUUGAUGAUUUCCAAGAUGGAAUUCCAAGAGCUUACUCGGAUGCUGCGGUUGUGACAGGUGGUGAGGAGCAGAUGAUACUUAUUCCCAGCUAUGCACGCCAGCACACCACAAAGUCAAAGGCUUUUAUCGCUACUACACAAGAGACAUCGGGUCAGGGAAGGGAUUAUAGAGACACAACUGGCGCUGGAGAGGUCGAAUUCAUGAAGCAACAAUGGGAAGAGUACGAGGAAGACAACGCCGUUGUUGAUGUCGAUGUGCGAGGCUGGGUGUUCUCUCCACAACGGGGCCAAAUGACAAGAAGGCAACGGGUUUUCGUAUCCUUGGCAAGACAACUGGCGGGACUACCUGCACCAUCUCAGUCCUCCCCCUCGAACAGCGUGAUAUCUAGUCGCGAUACGAGCCCGCAUAUGGCCUAUCGGCAGCGAGUAGAAGAGAGGAAGCAGAAGCAGGAUGACGACGAAGCAGCUCGACAGGCAGAAGAACUGGUCAAACGAGGCGAAAGCGAGGCGGAAAAGGCCGAUCGAGGCGAAUAUAGUGAGGCCCCAAACAACAAAUCGCGGAAUGGUCACGCUAGGACAGAAUACCCGGAGACGCCGAUGAGUCGAAAAUGGUCAGAGAAAGAUGGUCUUCGACGUCUGGCCGCAAACAACUCAGCGAAUGUCGAAGACGAGAAUUUCAAAAUCACUCCACUUCAGAAAAGAGCGACAUGGAACCAACCAGCCGACAUGACCCCCGAUCAACUUGCCGUAGCAAAUGCACAUCUGAUGGCUCGUCUCGCUCCCUUCAUGUCCAACCCACUGGUCGAUACACCAAUCAGCGCAUUCUUCUAUAAUGAUGAAAAUUCGAGACAACGGACUAUCUAUACUAAUGCAUAUGGACAUUUCGCGCUACGUGCUUCACUUGAUUUUGUUCCUACGCAUGUCCGGAUAUUGGCUUCAGAAAAACUCUCGGCCACUGAGGAAGUGACACUAACUCCUCCCAAAGGUAUAUCGCUCAUCAGUGAUAUUGAUGACACUGUUAAGCAUUCAGCUAUCAAUAGUGGCGCCAGAGAAAUUUUCCGUAACGCGUUUAUCCGGGACUUGGCUGAUCUCAAAAUUGAAGGGGUACAGGAAUGGUACAGCCGCUUGGAGAAGAUGGGUGUGAAGUUCCAUUAUGUAUCAAACUCGCCGUGGCAGCUGUAUCCAGUACUGCAGAAGUACUUUGAGUUGACUAGGUUACCCGCAGGCUCAUUUCACCUCAAGCAAUACAGUGGUAUGCUACAAGGGAUCUUUGAGCCAGUGGCGGAAAGGAAAAAGAGCACUCUUGACCGUAUCGCAAGUGAUUUUCCAGAACGUCACUUCAUUCUUGUUGGAGACAGUGGAGAGGCUGAUUUGGAGGUAUACCUCGACUUUGUAGCGGAGAAUCCGGGUCGCGUUCUUGCUAUCUUAAUUCGCGAUGUCACAACUCCAUACAGCAAUGGCUUCUUUGACUCUUCAAUGGGAGCAUUGACAGGGCCGCGUUCUAGUGGCAUCACAGAAGGAAAGCAUGGUAAAACUAGUGCGAGCACAUUUCACCAAAACUAUGAAGACGACCCCGAGCUUAGGGCUGCAAUAGCAGCUUCUUUGAAAACGCUUGAAGAAGAGGAGGAGAAACGCAACAGACCGCCUCUGCCACCACGAAGGCGUACAUCUCCUGAUGCAUUUGAAAAGGAAAAAUCUGUUGUAAAUUCUGAGGACCUUAUCGAUCUUAGUAACGACCUUCCAACUUCAUACGCUGAACCACCGUUGGACUCUCCAGGGAUGUCAGGCAUUAAAACACCACAAAUUCACUACGGAGCUAGCACAGAAAACAAUUACGCAAAGCCCCCGCCACCGCUAAUUCCAAGAAAACCGCUCACAUUGCAGUCGAAACCGGCCGAUCCGGCACGUUUGGAAGUGACGAAAAUUAAAAAAACUCCUCCCCCUCCCCCGCCAACACGUCGGUCAAAUACAGCAUCGAACAUCUCGGAUCCUUCUAAGUCUUCUCCUUCGGCUCCACAGGGCAAAAAGCCUUCUAUCAUCCAACAGUCAACUUCCGCUCCAAGCAUCGUAUCAAGCACAUCGUCUUACAAAGAAAUCGCGAAAUCGAGAUUGACAAGUGCGUAUAAUUCUCUUCCAGCAGCACCGUGGAAAAAUUCCUACGUUCACACUGAACUCAAUCGUAAUCAGAACAUCCUCACAAUGACCCCAGAACCCCAUGAUAACGCAAGAGAUCAAAACCAAUAUCCACGCCCCAACAUCUACUCAAAUCCUACGGCAGGAGGAGUCCGUGCUAACAAUUCAUGGCAUUCAUUUAAUGACACCGGAAUAUCCUCUGGGCAGGAGCAGUUCGUCACACGAACCUACUCGACAGCCUCUACCAGCAGUGGUGGUAACCAGCACCAGCCGGUUAAUAAGCGACUUGAAUUAUGGCAUCAGCGCUGGGAACGUGCGCGACAAUACUGCCAGGAAAAAGGCGUUGUGUUACGUAGUUGGAGAGUUGGUGACGAUGUUGCCGACGAGUGUGUUAGGCUGGUAGAGAAAGCAAAUCAGGAAUAUUAGGAAGCAAAAGAUAAAUAACUCGUGAGGUAGCACUAGAUGUGAAUAGCAUUCUCACAUGCUUCGAAUCUCAAAAACUACUAGAUUUUGCCAACGACCAACGAGCAAGGC